AUGUUCGGUUCAAUUGACGCUCUGCUUGGAGUUCGUGAUAAUUCAUUGCUGUAUUUUUCAUCAGAAGACCAAAAUGAGGAUUCAUCGGUGCUGAAAACAGUGAAGAAAAAUUCUGCAAUUUCUGACAGUAAAGGACAGGUGUCGAAAUGUACCGAUCGUAUGCCACAUAUAUUUCAGUCAGGAUCAUCAAGCGACUGCAGUAAAGAUUGCUGGAAGUUGCUUGAAAAAUCGCAGAAGAUACCUAAAUCUGAAAAAUGCGAUGAUAUGCAAAAGUCUUUCUCCAAUGAAAACAAUGUGGCACAAAACAAACUUAUGGAUUCAUCUGCACAGUCUUCAGCAGUUUCAGCGGUACCAUCGGUCUCUCGAGAUACUUCAGACAACGCCCAGUCUAAAGCGGUGGUAGACUGUAGUCAAUCAAAUAAUCUACAGUCGGUGAUUGCUGCCGCAGCAAAAUCAGAUUCUUUAAAUCGCUUCAGCAAUACGGUAGUGUUUGAGCAGUUACCGUAUCCAAUGCUACACCCAAAUAGCGUUUCGCUAUUUUGUGAUCCAAUCGCUUUUACGUGUAAGUAA
Molecule: messenger RNA, 570 nt
Organism: Enterobius vermicularis (human pinworm)
Lineage: Eukaryota; Metazoa; Nematoda; Chromadorea; Rhabditida; Oxyuridae
Source: the annotation of a GenBank genome assembly